GGGUCGCCAGAGGGGGCCACGUGGCCACAUGAAUGACCAGCCAGGCUCCCCCGGAGGCAGGGCCUCCCAGGGCUGGGCUGAGGAGCUUCCUGCCCGCAGAGAUGAAUAAUGCCUCAGGGCUCCUGGGAACAGCCGGCAUCCCCCUGUUAGUGACCUGGCCACAGUCCAGCCCCUCGCCAGCCAUGACCAUGGUGCCCACCGGGCCACAGAUGGACCGUGUGGGGAACGACUCCCAGGGUGCCCCCCGGCUCUUCCUCACCACUACGCUGGCCCAAGGCAUCUCAGGCGUCUUCGUGUGGACAGCCCUGGUACUCACCUGUCACCAGAUAUACCUGCACCUGCGCUCCUACACCGUGCCGCACGAGCAGCGCUAUAUCAUCCGGCUGCUUCUCAUCGUGCCCAUCUAUGCCUUCGACUCCUGGCUCAGCCUCCUCCUCCUGGGAGACCACCAGUACUACGUCUACUUUGACUCCGUGCGGGACUGCUACGAAGCCCUGGAGGGAGGCAUCCACAGUGGCUACCUCUAUGUGACCCUGGUCUACAACGCCUCCGUCAGCCUGGCCCUCUACGCCCUGUUCCUUUUCUACUUCGCCACCAGGGAGCUCCUACGGCCCUUCGAGCCCAUCCUCAAGUUUCUCACCAUCAAGGCGGUCAUCUUUCUGUCCUUUUGGCAGGGGAUGCUGCUGGCCAUCCUGGAGAGGUGUGGGGUCAUCCCCGAGGUCCAGACCAUCGACGGGAGCAGGGUGGGGGCCGGCACACUGGCUGCAGGCUACCAGAACUUCAUCAUCUGCAUCGAGAUGCUGUUCGCUUCCAUCGCCCUGCGGUACGCCUUCACCUGCCAGGUGUACUCAGAGAAGAAGGAAAACUCGCCAGCCCCCACAGCAACCAUGCAGAGCAUCUCCAGCGGCCUCAAGGAGACCAUGAGUCCCCAAGACAUCGUGCAGGACGCCAUCCACAACUUCUCCCCUGCCUACCAGCACUACACGCAGCAGGCCACGCAUGAGGCCCCAAGGCCCGGCCAGGGUGUGCACCCCUCACCCAGCCCCCACCCCGGCACAGCCGGUGGCUCUGGUGGGGGCAGGAAGAGCCGGAACAUAGAGAAGAGGAUGCUGAUCCCUUCGGAGGACCUAUAGGAGGGCCUCGAGGUUGCCACCACCUGGCUGGGGACCCAGGUUGCCCAGGUCUCUGGAAAGAAACAGGGCUCCCCACCCACCAACCCUCUUGCCAAAGGUCAGGCCUCUCCCGAGAGCCACCUAUGAGGCCCAUGGAGUGCAGGUUCCAUCCUACCUCCAGCCUGUGGAUCAGGGCACUCUCAGCCCUGCCAGGGGCCCAGGGCCAGAGCCCCAGGAGAAGGCACCUGAGGAAAUUGGACAAGGCUGGGAAUUCACUGGGCUCACCUGGCUCUCAGCUCCAGGUGGCUGCUGAGGUCUUGGCUGCAUGGGCCCAGGGGAGUUGGCUCUUCCUUCCACAGACAGACUGAAGGGCAGAUCCCAGGCUGAGCAGCUGAGGGAGGGAUGGCUGGGGGAGCGGGGCAGCCCAGCACUGAGGCGGCACAGGAGCUGCGUGCGGGAGCCACACAGGCUGGCCGGGGCAGGAAGACGACUCUCAGCUGAGCCUGGCUGUGGCCGUCUUGGGCACAUGGGAGAAGGGCCCUGCUCCACCCACACUCCAGCCACAGGGGAGCCCUGGCGAGGCCCCCCGCACAGGGGAAGGUGUGCCUGGUGUGGUCCGGGACAUGCCAGGGGCCUAUUGGCACAGAACCUCCAGUGUUAUGUGGAAGGCUUGUGAGCC
Molecule: messenger RNA, 1791 nt
Organism: Galeopterus variegatus (Sunda flying lemur)
Lineage: Eukaryota; Metazoa; Chordata; Mammalia; Dermoptera; Cynocephalidae
Gene: TMEM184A
Product: transmembrane protein 184A
Exons: 7
Coding region: 33-1133 (366 amino acids)
Biological process (GO): transport
Cellular component (GO): early endosome membrane
Molecular function (GO): transporter activity
Source: RefSeq, a predicted model, not a curated record